Molecule: messenger RNA, 1342 nt
Organism: Phacochoerus africanus (Common warthog)
Lineage: Eukaryota; Metazoa; Chordata; Mammalia; Artiodactyla; Suidae
Gene: FAM241B
Product: family with sequence similarity 241 member B
Exons: 3
Coding region: 455-817 (120 amino acids)
Cellular component (GO): intracellular membrane-bounded organelle
Source: RefSeq, a predicted model, not a curated record
UCAUACUGGGUGGGGGCAGAGUCUGUUGUCAUCCAAGCCAGAGGCGCACCCGCCCCCUGGGUUUUUCCUCCUUGGGCUGUGCUUCUCUUUCCUCUUCCUCUUCCCCCUCCUCUUUCUUUCUUUCUUCCUCCGCACUCGUCUGUCUCUCUCCCUCCCUCCCCUCUGGUCCUACCAGUUGGCUCUCCGCUCCUCUCCCACCCACUUUCUCCCUCCUCCUCGGCCUUGCGCAGCCCCGGCCCGGCAGCUGCAGUUCCCUCAAAAGCCUUCAGAGGGCGCGGCCGCUCCACUCGCUGGCCGUGCUGCUGCGGCGCGCGCUUCCUGUGAGGUCAGGUGGAAGGAAGCGGCUUGGGAGCCACCGGGAGUGGACGCAGCCGAGCCCUGGGAGCCGUGCUCGCAGGUGUUUUGCUGUCUGAGGAAAGGCGCAGCCCACCAGGGACCCAUAGCUCCUGGAAGGAUGGUUCGCAUCUUGGCCAAUGGGGAAAUUGUGCAGGACGACGACCCCCGUGUGAGGAACACAGCCCAACCACGCAGUAGCACCCCUCGACAGAGCUUUCUCAAUAGGGGCCACGGUGCCCCCCUGGGGGGUCCCAGCCCUCGCCAGCAGCAGGCAGGUGCCAGGCUAGGUGCUGCUCAGUCCCCCUUCAAUGAUCUCAACCGGCAGCUGGUGAACAUGGGCUUCCCCCAGUGGCAUCUGGGCAACCACGCCGUGGAGCCGGUGACCUCCAUCCUGCUCCUCUUCCUGCUCAUGAUGCUCGGCGUACGUGGACUCCUGCUGGUGGGCCUCGUCUACCUGGUGUCCCACCUGAGUCAGCGGUGACCUCCGGGGGCUGCCGGGGCAGGUGUGUGGGAGAGGGAGCUGCUGGGCCUUGGUGUGAGACAGCACAUGUGGGGAGGGGCUCCAGGGGUGCCUGGAAGGUGUGCUCAGAGUGUCCGUUUUUGCGUUGUGUUAAGCAUGCAGCCGAGGGAGCCUGUAGUCCGACAUUCCCAAAGGACCGGGUGCUCCUUCAUCCCCUGAGAUGUGUUUAGGUUGUACGGGGUGUUAAGCACAAAGUCAGAGAGAGAAAGGGAUUCCCUGUCCAAUUCUCUUCCAGUCCUUUUAUGCCAGGGAGAAAGGCUCCACUAGAUGCCAAAAUGUUCUCAUGCCUCUGGAACACGGGCUGACGUCCCCAUCCCUCGGGAGCAGGCCUGGGCUGAGGGCGGGUGGGAAAAGUUGCCAGACUUUUAUAGCUCCGUUUUGUUUUAAUGGUAUAUUUUUAUUGGCUACCUUUUAUUUAUGACAAGUGGUACUGGCAUUCUACUUAUCGUGGUGGCGUUUUCAAUAAAGACAUUUAAGUAAAAGUGA